Molecule: messenger RNA, 1572 nt
Organism: Volvox carteri f. nagariensis
Lineage: Eukaryota; Viridiplantae; Chlorophyta; Chlorophyceae; Chlamydomonadales; Volvocaceae
Exons: 10
Coding region: 1-1572 (523 amino acids)
Biological process (GO): transmembrane transport
Molecular function (GO): transmembrane transporter activity
Source: RefSeq, a predicted model, not a curated record
AUGCGCCUUAACAUUGUUGACGGAGCCUCGGCGCGACGAUAUGGACGGACAACUUCCCGGACGUCCGUGGUAAUGGGGCAGUACGGCCGCUAUGGGUCGGCCGCACAUCGUUCCCAGCCAUGGCAGGUGGUGUCGGCGGUGUGUGCGGUGGCGAUGCUGCUGUGCAACUUUCACCGAUCUGUCUUCACGGCGCUGCUGCCGCUGAUUGCCGGGUCACUGGCGCUGACACCUUCAGAGGUUGGCCUGGUUCAGUCGUCCAUGCUGUGGGGCUACUUGGCGGGGCAGAUACCUGCCGGUCGACUGGCGGAUGAGCGGGGUGGCGACAGCAGCGGCCACCUGCUGGCGCUGGCUGUACUCCUGGCGGCCCGCGUGUGCGUGGGCGUGUUCUCCUCCGUCAUCAUGCCCUCCGUGUCCGCCGCCACCGCGCAAUGGGUGCCCGCGCCGCGGAAGGCCGCCACGCUGGCGCUCAUCUACGCCUUCUUCAACGUGGGCGGCGUGCUGGGCCUUAUCGUGGCCCCCCACUUGGCCAGCCGCGGAGCUGGCGGCGGCGGCGGCUGGGCGUCCGCGUUCGUCACCGCCGCCGCCGGGGGGGUCCUGUGGGCCUUGCUGGGCAGUGCUGCCGUGGCGCGGGCCCAGGGCCCAGCGCUGGCGGCGGCGGCGGCGGCGGCCUCAACGGCCGCCGAUGGUGAAGGGGGAGAAGCCUGCGAAGCCGUUUUGGACAGUUCCGGGCGGAGGGCCAGUGCCGACCCAUGGGUCACUGCAUCUGAUUACGGUGAUGAUUCCAUCACGGCACGACAGAGCCGCACCCUGAUACAGGUAGCAGCGCUUUGUUGGUGUCACGUGGUGAUUGGCUGGGGCUUCUUCGUGCUGCAAGCCUGGAUACCGAUGUACCUCCAGUCCUUGGGCGUCACGGACCUCGCUAAUGCAGGCCUACUGGCUUCACUGCCCUGGCUUGCGGCUGCCUUCACCGCCACUGCCGCCGGCGGCCUGGCGGACGGCCUGGUGCGCAGCGGCCGAAUGAAACGGCUUGCCGUACGCCGCUGCAUGCACGCGGUGUCGACACUGGGCUGCGCCGUGGCCGUGUUGCCGCUGGCGGCGGCGCCGGGGGGGUCGUUGCCGCCGGCAGCAGCGACGGCGUGCCUGGUGGCGGCGGUGGGAUGCUACGGCUUCAGCUUUGGCGGCUUCCACGCUUACAUACAGGCAAGCGUCACCAUCGUACCCCAAGUGCUAAAAUCUCAAAUCCUGAACUCGCGUCCUUCUCCACCCCCCGACACGACAUUGGCCUCCACGGCCCAACAGGCUCAUGACGUGGCUGCUGCGGAUGCGGGUCAGCUCCUAGGUCUCACCAACACGGGCAGCAUCCUGGGGGGCAUCGCGGGCAACCUGGCCACGGGCGCGGUGUUGCAGGCCACCGGCGGCUACUGGGCUGUGUUUUGGAUCGCGGCUGCAUUGUACGGCACCUCCUGGAUCUGCUUCCUGUGUUUGCUCCAGGGAGACCCCAUCUCCUUGGUGGACCUUACGCGCACCGACCGGCGGCCGGGAGCAGCAAAACCCCAACUUGCCCCCCAUUGA